GCUCCAGGCCAGCAAGGCGCGUGUCGUCCAGGAGCUGUCCAAAGACAUCCACAUGACCAACGGGAAGCUCCUGGUGCUGGCAGAGCUGGUCGAGUGCGUCGCUUGUGCUAUCUGCGCCGACGGCCACGCCUUGUUCUCUUGCGACUCCGAGAGUCAGGUCCUUACCCAUAUAUCAAGGAAUGACAUUGGGGAGAUUGUCUUUGGUGCCACAGAGCCUGUUGGUCUCGGGACGUCUUUAGCUGCCUCUGUCGCCUUCAGCAAAGAACCCAGCCGGCUAAAGGACUUGCUCGGGGACCGCCGCGUGCCAGACGGGCUCACUGUGAGCACCAACAGAGCCCAAAGCGCCAUGGGAUUACCUGUUGCCGAUGACACCGAAAUCUGUAUAGGUGUUGUUGAAUUCUAUAGGUAUGCAAAAUAUAGUCAGUUCUCAGAGGAGGAAGAGGAGGUUGCCUCUCUCCUCAUGGUGCUGGGCUGCACGGCUCUUGCCAAAGCUGAGAACGUCGCCCAGCGGCUUGUGGACGCGGACAGAGCCUCUCUCUUCCUCGUGGACCACCACACCAACGAGCUCUACGCCCGGAUCUUUGACAUGGGCUACGACAAGAAACGCUCUCUUCCGCCCGCGCCCGACAGCGACAACAACGGAACUGAGGUCGACCCGGGCGGCGCUCAGACAGCCGCGGUGGCCGAACGUCGGACGUGUGAGGAGAUCAGGUCUGCACGGACUUUGAGACUUCACACGUUCCUCCUACACGCAAACGUUUCACCCUCACCUCUUUGA
Molecule: messenger RNA, 778 nt
Organism: Aplysia californica (California sea hare)
Lineage: Eukaryota; Metazoa; Mollusca; Gastropoda; Aplysiida; Aplysiidae
Exons: 8
Coding region: 53-778 (241 amino acids)
Molecular function (GO): protein binding
Source: RefSeq, a predicted model, not a curated record